This is a messenger RNA of Cryptococcus deneoformans JEC21, 726 nucleotides long. RefSeq names its product expressed protein. The transcript has 4 exons. The record is from RefSeq and is a predicted model, not a curated record. NCBI's taxonomy places the organism in Eukaryota, Fungi, Basidiomycota, Tremellomycetes, Tremellales, Cryptococcaceae. The coding region runs from base 319 to 660 and encodes 113 amino acids.
UGCCGCCAUCCAGCGUCUGAGCCCAUUGCACAUUGUACAGCAGCAAAAGGGUGGUGCCAGGGUGAAGAAGAGCGGCGAGCGGCCGCACCAAGAAAAAAGCCCCUUCCGGUUCAUUUAUUUACUCUAUCACACUAGCAGCCAGAUGACGCACCGUUCUGAAAUAUAGUAACAGAAGUGCGUACUGUUCUAGUAGUCAUAUAUCAAUUAAAAAGAUCAUACGUUUCUUCUUGCUUCUGCUUCUCUUCCUUCAGUUGACACCCAACGAAUAUAAUCAUUUAUUUUGCCUCAUAACAAACACUCAAUUCAUUCUCAAGCCAAAUGUCAGCAUCCAACACAGACGCCUAUUCUGCCGGUACUUCCGGUGUCGACCAGAAGGGUAACACCUAUGUUGCCGGCUCCAAAGCAGACGGCAGUGCAGGUGCCAAUGCUGCUCAGACUGCUGGGGAUAAAGUCAAAGGUGGAUGGAAUGUAUUCCAUGGCACAGGCGAGGGCAUUCGGGGCAACAUCAACUCUUUCGUCGACAAUAUUGGAGAGCAGAUUGCCGGACGAGAUCCAGCCGCGGCACCCCAGAGGUCAACAGCCGGAGGCGAGAGGCCAGCAGAGGUCACUUCCAAGGGUGCGGACGAAUUUAGGACUGGUGUGCAGCAAUUGAGGCAUUAGAGAGAGGUAAAGACAAGUUCAGAAGUGUAACAAUUAGUAACGCGAUGUAUCUGUAUUGCAGUAGAG